UAUCAUCUCAGAAAUGGCAGCCAUCAAAAAGAUUGGCGCCUUUUUCGGCAACAUUCAAGCGUCGCUGAACUCUGGGCGCCAGUCGAUCGAGGACAACCUGAGCAAGGUCAAGAAGCUGUCGCUGAGCACCAUCAAGUCCGAGCUCGACAAUCUGAUUCCCGUCGGCGGCGACUCGAGCUCGCUGGAUCACGUCUCGGUCGACGCAGGAUCGGAAAUUGCCAUUCAAUUCGAACGCGAUUGGGUGACAAUUCAUAGCCUGCUUCUCGAGACCUCCACCAAAGCAAAGACUGCCGACGACUUCCUUGCAGCCAUCAUCACUCAGUGCCAAGCAAGGCACGACGGGAUGAAAAACUUCCAAAAGCAAGCUGCGACGCUCGGUGUCAUUGGCAUGAGCUUGGACGGCAUUCACCAGUCCGCAACUCAAUUGAGCGACCAGUUUGUUGCCGUGCAGUCCGCUCUGGAUGAGCUGGAAGUCCUCUGUGACCAGAUCGAUCACCAGAGGAGCAUUAUUGCGCACUUUCAACAGCAGGAGGACAAGGCGAAGCGCGCCGAGGAUCAAAAGAUCAAACAAGAGCAAGCCUUCCUGUCCGAGAAGCACAAGGCCUACUCUGACCAGGCUACAUUGGACUUGCUCAUGUACAAGCAAACGGGCAGCAUGGCACCGGUUCUCCUUGACGGCGCCCGCUCAAAGACCGAGCAACCCUCAACAGCGGUUGCCGAAGUCUCGAUUGCGGACUUGGUCGAUCAGUCCGCGUUGCAAGACUUUUACGCCGACUUGUCGACCGACUCCCGCUCGAUGGACGACACGAGCUCACUAGCUUCGUCGUCGUUGUCGACUUCAUCGCAGCAGAGCACGCCGCUUGCCGCGUCCAAGAAGCCCUUGCAGUCCAAACCAGUGACCAAAGUUGCCAACGUCGCGCCCGUCAUCGAAUCGCCGGUGCCUGUGGUUCGAAGCCCGAUGGUUGACACUCCGGCCUCAAGCACGCCUGCAGCGAGCACGCCUGCUCCGAUCGCCACACCUACUCUGCCUGACGAACCUGCAGCAGCCCCCGUUGAAGAGAAAGCGAGCGAGCCGGAGAAGAUUGAAGCGCCAGACACGACCGCUGCUGCUGCUGCUCCUGCUGAUGUUGCUGCUCCUCAACCCGAGGCUGAAGUAUCACUUCCUGAGCCAUCGCAGCCUGAACCUACUGCUGCUGCUGCUGCUUCGGAGGCUCCUGCGCCUGAAACCCCUGCCACUGUCGAGACCCCUGCAGCUGCCGAAACCACUGCUGAUGCACCUGAAAAGGACGAUGACGACGAAGGCGCGAAUGCCGCUUCCGCGUCGGCUGCUCCCAUCGCCACGGCAAAGAAGGGUGGCAAGAAGAAGAAGAAGGGCGGCAAGUAGAAGACCAAGUCCGCCAUCUUUUUGCGAAUCGCUUUGUUGAUUUUUCUGUGUGAUUAAAUAGAUUUGCUUCC
Capsaspora owczarzaki ATCC 30864 is the source of this 1455-nucleotide messenger RNA. RefSeq lists its product as hypothetical. Lineage: Eukaryota; Filasterea; Ministeriida; Capsasporidae. The transcript has 7 exons. The coding region runs from base 14 to 1384 and encodes 456 amino acids. The record is from RefSeq and is a predicted model, not a curated record.